AUGCCUUUGGAUCAAGAUCCUAAUCCCCAAGAGGAAAUAGAUGUACGUGUAAUCAAUGGACUAAACGCCAUCCAGCACGAAAUUCCAUGGCAGGUUUCUGUGCGUUACGGAGGCAGACCUUUUUGCGGCGGAUCAAUCUUGUCCAAGCACUGGGUGUUGUCYGCUGCCCAUUGUUUCCCCACUCAUUUGGCUCGGAGCUCCUAUCGAUUGCACUUUGGUGCACACAGUACAGCCGGAAAAACAAACUUAGAGGAAACUCGACGAAUCAAGAAGUUGUUCCUGCACUCAGACUAUAGUCAUUCAAAACUCCAAAAGGACUUUGCUCUUGUUCUUUUGGACAAGCCACUGGAAUUCAAUGAAGCCAUCCAACCCAUCGCUCUUCCAAAGGCAAAUAGUAGAGCUCGUAUCGGCGAAAAGUGUCUUCUUUCAGGGUGGGGAUACACAGACUAUGAAAACAGGAAAUUUGGUAAAGUUUUACAAAAGACCACUUUAUCCAUCGCCAAUGAACAUCAUUGCACUAAUACUAAUGGUAAUAUAUUGAAAGUGGAUCAUAARACCAUGUUGUGCGCAGGAGAAAUAGGUAAGACAGGUGGUUGCCAUGGUGAUAGUGGUGGACCGCUGGCCUGCAAAGAAGGUGGUAAAUGGGUUCUGCGUGGCGUCGUUAGCUGGGGUAAGCCUGGUUGUUCCUUAUCAUAUUACACGGUGUUCGCAAGAGUCGGCUAUGCARUAAACUGGAUCCAACAGAAGGUUAACGAGGUGUGCAAAACAGCCUAAAAGUGACCGAGGAAUGGUUUCAACUAAAGUCACAUCUGUGAAUAYAGCGAUGCAGCUUAUCAAACUGAAUUAAUAUAUGUGAACACAAGCUUGUAAUUGAAAUCAAAAUGUUAGUCAUAUCAUGAAAUAAACUAGUCUGAUAUC
Molecule: messenger RNA, 918 nt
Organism: Actinia tenebrosa (Australian red waratah sea anemone)
Lineage: Eukaryota; Metazoa; Cnidaria; Anthozoa; Actiniaria; Actiniidae
Product: chymotrypsinogen A-like
Source: RefSeq, a predicted model, not a curated record